AGGCAGAAUCUUCUAGUCUUACACCACCAUUUAUAUUACUAGUAAAAAUGAAAGUUAAGACACUGGAACAGCUCAAAGAGAUUCAACAAAAGCCUUCACAAAUCCGCAACAUUUGUAUUCUUGCUCAUGUGGAUCAUGGUAAAACCACAAUUGCUGAUGCUUUAGUUGCCAGUAAUGGAAUCAUCUCAAAAAGAAAUGCUGGGAAGAUUCGUUACAUGGAUAGCCGAAUGGAUGAACAAGAAAGAGGUAUCACCAUGAAAUCAAGUGCAAUCACUCUAGUAUAUGAGGAAUCUAAAAAAGGUAAUCACACAACAGCACCUGCACAUUUUCUCAUUAACUUAAUAGACUCACCUGGACAUGUUGACUUUUCUUCUGAGGUAUCAACCGCUGUUAGGUUGUGUGAUGGAGCCAUAGUUGUUGUAGAUGUUGUUGAGGGAGUCUGUCCUCAAACUCAUGCAGUGAUGAGGCAGGCUUGGCUUGAAAAUAUACGUCCUAUACUGGUCCUGAAUAAAAUUGACCGCCUUAUUACCCAGUUGAAGAUGGUGCCACUGGAAGCUUAUUACCGCCUUAUUCAAAUUUUAGAACAGGUCAACUUGAUAACAAAUCAGUUGUUUACAUCAGAUGCUAUGGAGAAACUAUCCCUGAACACCAACACUGAUGGAGAAACAAAGGUUGAUGGUGUUGAAACAAAUUCAUAUGACUGGACUGUCAUUGAGGAUGAAGAGGAACACAAAAAUAUUUAUUUCUCACCUGAGUUGGGGAAUGUUGUUUUCGCAAGUGCAAUUGACGGCUGGGGUUUUUCAAUUGCUGACUUUGCAUACAUGUACGCUAAAAAACUUGGAGUUAAAGAAAACAUCCUUCAGAAAACAUUAUGGGGAGAUUAUUUCAUCAACAUGAAGGCCAAAAGAAUUUCAAAAGGAGCUCAGUCUAAAGGUAAAAAGCCUUUAUUUGUACAACUGGCCUUAGAAAGUAUAUGGGCAGCAUAUGAUGCUGUCUUGGAACAAAGAGAUACUGUAAUGAUAGAAAAAAUAAUCAAGUCCCAAGAUCUGACAUUGACAGACAGAGACAAACGUCACAAAGAUCCCCGCGUGUUACUUCAGGCAAUCAUGGGGCAAUGGUUGCCUUUAGCUGAUGCAAUUUUAGAAACUGUGACACUAUGCAUUCCAUCCCCCAUGAAGAUGACUGAUGAAAGAAUUCAAGCCCUUAUGUGCAAUAAAAGUCGCCAGUUUUCUUCUUUACCAAAAUGUACUCAGGAUUUGAAAGAAAAUUUUCAAGCAUGUGAUUCAAGUUCAAAUGCUCCAGUCAUUAUUUAUAUUUCAAAAAUGUUACCUUUUGAAAAGAAAUGUCUACCUCAACAAAAAGCAAGACUGUUAACAGAUGAAGAACUUCAACUUCGUAGGGAUGAAGCUCGGAGGCGACAUGCUGAAAUGGUUGUCAAAAGAGAGCUGGCUGAGAAGGCUACAUCUAGUGCACCGAAUGAUAAUGUUAAAAUAAUUGAAGACAAUAGCAAUCCACUAGAUGACAGCAAAGAAUUUGAGAGUGAUCAUAUUUUUAUAGCCUUUGCCAGGAUAUUUAGUGGUACUAUUCGUAAAGGAGCAAAGUUGUAUUUUCUUGGACCAAAACAUGACCCUGCUGAAGCUCUCAAUGAGUUUUCCACAUUAACACCUGAAGAUCUGAUGUCCCGCUCUGACCUGCAAGCCAAGUAUCCACACAUCUCUUCUGUAGAAAUUAAAGAUCUGUAUCUUUUAAUGGGUCGAGAGUUAGAGGCACUUGAUGAGGUCUCAGCUGGAAAUGUUUUUGGCAUUGGAGGUCUAGAAACUCACGUGCUGAAGUCUGGAACCCUGGCCUCAACUGUUGCAUGCCCAGCUUUCACUGAUAUGUUUUUUGAUGCAGCACCUAUUGUACGUGUGGCUGUUGAACCUGUUAACGCAUGUGAUAUCAAUCGUCUGCUAGUAGGUUUAAAGCUCCUUAAUCAAGCUGAUCCUUGUGUUGAAGUAAGAAUUCAGGAAACUGGUGAGCAUGUCAUUAUAGCAGCAGGGGAGGUUCACAUGCAACGUUGUAUUGAUGAUCUUAAGGAGAGGUAUGGUAAGGUAGAAGUGAAUGUUUCCAAGCCCAUUGUUCCUUUCCGAGAAACUAUUGUCCUUCCUCCAAAGCUGGAUAUGGUAAAUGAGAGCAUACAAGAUCAGGGAGAUAAAGAAGAAGUUAAUGAAAUUAUUCAGGUAUCAACUAUAGAUCGACAGUGCCAUCUUCUUUUAAGAGCAGUACCAUUGCCUGGUAAUAUUGCUGAUAUAUUACUUCAAAACCAGCCAAGUCUAAAAGCUCUUGAGGCACUUUCAUCAGCCACUGUAAACAAUCGCUCAGACCAACAGGCUCUCUUUGACAUGACAGAUAGUGCCAAGGAAAAUAUUUUGGUCAUUAAACAACAGUUGAAAGAAGAAUUUGAAAAAGCUGGACCAUUUUGGUGUGGUGCAGAGAAUCAGAUUUGGAGUUUUGGGCCAAGACGUUGUGGUCCCAAUAUAUUACUAAAUCGCAUAGGCCAUUAUAAAAGACCAUCUGUGUGGCAUACAGUGGAAGGUAACCAGUCAGAAACUGGAAAAGUGGCUGACCUGGACAACAGCAUUGUGACAGGUUUCCAAGUGGCCACCAUGGCAGGACCUUUAUGUGAGGAACCCAUGCACGGCGUCUGCAUUGUUGUUGAAGACUGGUGGUAUGGCGACAAGCAGCAACAAACUGACCAAUCAAAAUUACGAAACGUAAACAGCCAAGAGAAUAUCAAAUCCUCAGAGAAUAAUUAUUAUAAUGAAGUAAAUAACAAAGCUGUGAACCAGGCAGGAUCUGCUGCCAAUGAUAAUCAAUCUUCACUGAAUGGGGAUGAUUCUCCUACAGAAAGUUUCACAAAGCAAAAUAACGCUUAUGGACCACUAUCAGGACAGCUGAUUUCAGCAAUGAAAGAGGGUUGUCGAAGAGCAUUCCAAUCACAGCCUCAAAGGCUGAUGGCUGCAAUGUACCAGUGUGAAGUACAGGCCAACAUGGAUGUUCUCGGCAAGCUGCAUGGUGUACUAUCUAAGCGCUUUGGCAACGUGCUGUCUGAUGAGAUGCUAGAAGGCACAGCCAUGUUUAACAUCAAAGCAGUUCUGCCAGUUAUAGAAAGUUUUGGUUUUGCUGAAGAUAUGCGCAAAAAAACAAGUGGUCUUGCAAGCCCUCAGAUGAAAUUCUCACACUGGGAGGUAAUACCUGUAGAUCCUUUCUGGGUACCUACCACAGAAGAAGAAUACUUGCAUUUUGGAGAAAAGGCAGAUGCAGAGAACAGGGCUAGAGUUUACAUGAACAAAGUCCGCAAACGAAAGGGGCUUCCUACAAAUGAAAAACUUGUUGAGUUUGCUGAAAAACAAAGGACUUUGACUAAAAAUAAAUGAAACAAUAAACUAUGGUAGAUUCUACUUUCAUAACUAAAUGUCAAAUGAUCGAAGUCAGUCAUGUCAUUGCCCAGAUAAACUGAAGUUUGACUUGGAUUAAAAAAGUUUUCAAGGAGUUCUGGUUAUGUGAUAACUGCUGUGAGCAAAAAUUCACUUUGAAACCGUAUUUUACUGAUUACCUGCUCCUGACGUAAAAUCCUGAUGAGAUCAGCUGUAGUUGACCUAUUAAAAGAUGCUAUAAGUUAACUGUUUUAUCUACUAUAAGUGUUGAAUUUUUAAAAUAGUGAAAUUCAUGAAAUUAUUUGUGGGUUCAUUAAAAGAGAGUUAUGAAAUACUUUCACUCUCAAUAAAGAUUAUAAAUAAUAAGUAUUUGUAGUUGUACAUUUUACAUUCUUUUUGGUAGGAGGGUUAAUAAAAUGUUAAAUUUUACUUUUUAAUUUUUUAAUGGAUUAUUCACACAUUUUUAUGUAUUUUAUCUGUAAUAAAAUUAUAUAUCAUCAGAUAAAUAAUCUUCGAUAGUCGUUGCACCUUUAUUUCAAUGAUUCUCUCAAAAUAGUUUGAGUUAGUCCAUUAGAAACUGAUUUUACACUGCAUAAAUAAUUAUUGAUAAAAAAAGCACAACCUCUAAUUAAAACACAGUAAUUAUUUUGACAUUAAAGAAAAAGACAACCUUAAUUAGUCAAAGCAGCAUAGAAUUGUAAAAAAAAAAUGUUGUAAAUUAACCUGUCUUAAUUUUAAUACUUUAAAUUGGUUUGAUUUAAAAAUAA
Messenger RNA from Physella acuta, 4183 nucleotides. RefSeq names its product elongation factor-like GTPase 1. Gene Ontology annotation, molecular function: GTP binding; ribosome binding; GTPase activity. Gene Ontology annotation, biological process: cytosolic ribosome assembly. The record is from RefSeq and is a predicted model, not a curated record. Lineage: Eukaryota; Metazoa; Mollusca; Gastropoda; Physidae. Gene Ontology annotation, cellular component: cytosol; ribonucleoprotein complex.